GUAAGCUUCAAUAUUCAAUGUCUAGGCCAUAGUAAAGUUGUGGAACUUUGGAAAUUUAUUCAAAUUUAGCUGUUAAUAAAAUAAUUUGCUCAACUAAACUAAGAGAUCUAAUUAAGGUUGGUCAGAUGAAAUAUAUAUUCUUAUAAGAAUAUUUUAAACAAUGAACAUUAUAUUUAAUUUUUACUUAACCUGCAAAUCUGAUAAUAAAUAUACAGGUUAAUAGUUUAAAAAUUAUUAAUCGCCGAUUUAAUCGCGUGAUAUUGUCCUAAAUCAUACGAUUUAAUAAAUUUACGUCACAUACAUCAGAAUUCCAAAGCGACUUCUGAAUUCAGACCGUCUUCAUCCUCGCUGAGCUCAAUAUGCAAAUGAGGUUGGAAAUAAACAGCACCCAAAUUUGAAUUUGUGGUUGGAGCGCUGAACAGUGUAACUUUGUAUUCACAUAAAUAAUUCGAGCACUUGUUCGAAUUAAUGAACUAAUUUUUGUAGUCGUUUAUCAAAGUUUAAACGACACCUAUUAAAAAGUAAAAAAGACGUGGAGUUUUGCACGACCAUUUCUCCUAACCUGUUGUUCUUACUACAACGAUUCGUUUACUUGCAGUAAUAUGCGUGCUGUUAUCAGAAUCGCGCUGCUUACUCUAUUAGUCGCUGUGCUGAUUCCUUCAUAUGAAACGUCUAAAGAAGAAUCAAAUAAAGAUGUAGAACAUACAACUAUAAUCUUAAUAGGAGCUACUGGAGAUCUUUCUAAAAAAUAUCUAUGGAAGUCUUUCUAUGCGUUGUUUACCGAUCGUUAUUUAGCUGGAAAGCGUCAUUUUUCGUUCUACGGAGCUGGGUUAUCACCCAUUGAGCAAGGUCGAACAAAAUUGAGUGAAAUUCUUUUAAACGUCGUUAGAUGUUUCGAUGAAAAAUGUCGUGAGAGGAAGAAAAAGUUUAUAGAAUCAACUCAAUACGUUCAAUUAAAGACAAGGGAACAUUACGAAACAAUAGGUAAAAGAAUCACGGAAAAUAUUCAAACGUAUUACGCAAUAGAUGACCCAGAAAGGAGUGUUGAAUUUGGCAGAAUCAUUUAUAUGGCUAUUCCUCCAAGCGCUUACAGAAUAACAGCAGAAUUAGCAAAUCGAUACCUCCGCCCAACUGUUGGUCGACCUUGGUUUAGAGUUGUACUGGAAAAACCUUUUGGAAGAGACUUGAAAAGUGCGGAAAGAUUAUCGAAAGAUUUAGCAAGUUAUUUUAAAGAGGAGGAAAUUUAUAGAAUAGACCACUACUUGGGAAAAUCCAUAUCAAAUUUGAUACUACCCUUUAGGAUUAUUCAUAAAAAUUCUUUUGAAUCAUUCUGGAAUAAUAAAUUUAUUGAAAGAGUUGAAAUAUCUUCAAUGGAAGAGUUAGACGUUAAAGGAAGAACUCAAUUCUACGACGAAGUUGGAGUUUUUCGCGAUAUGUUUCAAAAUCAUCUUACAGAACUUUUAGUCCUUAUUGCAAUGAAACUACCCAAAGAUUCUUCAAGUAUUAAAACAUUGACGGAAUCUAAAUAUAACGUUUUAAAAAGUAUAAACAAAAUCCGAAAAAAGCACGUUGUUCAAGGUCAAUAUGCUCAGUUUAAUGAACAAUUAAUCAAUGAAAAAACAAGGACCGCUGGCAACGAAAGCUCUAUGCCGACGUUUGGUUCUUCUGUUUUGUAUUUAAAUGAUCCCAGAUGGUCUGGCGUACCAUUUAUAUUAUCAAGUGGAAAAAGCUUUCCUGAAAAAUCAAGUUAUAUACGCUUAAUUUUUAAAUUAAACGAUGCCUGUCUUGUUAAUGAUAACUUGUGUGGAAAACGAAAAGAAGUUAUCUUUUAUUUAGGAGGCUCCAGUAUUUUAAUGCCUCCUUGUAUUAUUAUUGGUGGUGAUUUUCCUACUAUUGAAUCGUCUUCUAAGUGGAAACUGGAGCAUGUACCGGGUAAUUGGACAUUUAUGGGAUGGAACAUUUCAUCUGUACAAGUUCUUCAGCCAGAAGAAAUACGAGACGCCUAUACAAUUUUAGUUCGAGCACUAUUCGAUGGCAAUCGACAUAUGUUUGUUGAUACACCAAGACUAUUGGAAUCCUGGAAAGUUUGGACACCGAUUAUUGAGGAGAUGGAGAAAGAAUUGCCAAGGAUUUAUGAAAAAUCAAAACCUAAACUAGUCAACUUGAAAUUGACGCCCAACGGCGGCUUAGAUUACAAAUAUUUCCCGAAAAUCAUCAAAUUUAAUGAAAAUGAUGAAUUGGAUACAAAUACUUUUAGAAACUCUCUCUUAAUUAGACGAUCACACGAAGAGCUAGUUCUGAGUUUGGCCAAUGAUAUUGAAGAAACUAUGGUUGAAAGAAUUGAUUUGACAGGAGCUUUUCAUUUGGUUUUGUCUGGUGGCUCUUCUCCUAUACCGUUGUUGGAAGAGCUUUCCUCUAGAGCAUCAUUACCUUGGAGGCAAGUGCAUAUUUGGUUUGCUGACGAAAGAUGCGAUGAGAGUAAUUUUAAGAUGAUAAAUGAGAAUUUAUUGAAGAAUGUAGCCAUUGAUGUAGCUAAUGUUCAUAGAGUUCCAAUUUAUCUAUUUGAUGAGGAGGAAUGUUUCGAAAGUGCAAGAUUAUACAACGAAUUAAUAAAAAAGAACAUUAGGAGUGGACACUUCGAUUACAUUGUUCUAGGCCUAGGUAAUGAUGGCCAUACGGCAUCCCUCUUCCCAUUCGAUAAUCAAUCCUUAGACGAAAGGGAGGCUUACGCAUUAUUCACGAAUAAAGGACCAGUAGAUGGCGUUCAAAAUAGAAUUUCAUUAACUUUCAAGGCUAUCAAUUUAGGUAGAAGGGUAGCUGUAUUUGUUGCCGGCAAGUCAAAAAGAGAAAUAAUGCAAAAAUUGAAAACUGAUGAUAUGCAAAUAUUAGAAAAACCUAUUGUUGGGGUACAAACCAAUAAUUUAACUUGGUUUGUCGAUAAUGAAGCAAUGUAA
Molecule: messenger RNA, 2954 nt
Organism: Dimorphilus gyrociliatus
Lineage: Eukaryota; Metazoa; Annelida; Polychaeta; Dinophilidae
Source: the annotation of a GenBank genome assembly